CUCUGUGGUGCCUGAGGCAGCAGCGGAAGCCGCACCGCGCCCUUUCACGGUGCUGCUGACGAUGAUGACAGGUGCCAACUUCCGUCGACCGUUGACAAGCGCAUCAAGACGUGUCUAACACUCUAACCCGCGACAUCCGGAGGCCGUGGUGAGGAACCGGAGCUGUGGAAAGGUCGCGGCGAGCUUUGGCCGAGGUCUAGCUAGCUAGCGCCCAUCUCCAUCGUGAAUGCGCGCACGGACUCGAAGGUUCUCGUCGCCCUUCUUGAAGUUUUCCGUCGAAGCAAUAAACUCUCCAUCUCCCCCCAUCUCCAUCCCACUCGCCUCUUCCGUUUCUGAUUUGGUCGGAGUCUUGGAGCAUCAGGCUUGGGCGUCUUCAACUCUUCAAUUCCGCUCACACCACCAAUACCCUCAACAUGCAGCGCAUGCUUGCUUCCCGCGUGCGGGCUUCCGCCGCCUCUUCUCUGAGCUCCAAGAGCUUCAACCUGACCGCCAGGAGGUUCGCGCACAAGGACCUCAAGUUCGGCGUUGAGGGCCGCGCUGCUCUUCUCGCCGGUGUCGAGACUCUCGCCCGCGCUGUUGCCACCACUCUCGGUCCCAAGGGCAGGAAUGUCCUCAUUGACCAGAGCUACGGCUCCCCCAAGAUCACCAAGGACGGUGUGACUGUUGCGAAGAGCAUUGCGCUCAAGGACAGGUUCGAGAACCUCGGUGCCCGUCUCAUCCAGGAUGUCGCCUCCAAGACCAACGAGGUUGCUGGUGACGGUACCACCACCGCCACCGUCCUUGCUCGUGCCAUCUUCUCCGAGACUGUCAAGAACGUUGCCGCUGGCUGCAACCCCAUGGACCUGAGGAGGGGUACCCAGGCUGCCGUUGAGGCCGUCGUCGAGUACCUGCGCCAGAACAAGAGGGACAUCACCACCUCGGCCGAGAUCUCCCAGGUUGCUACCAUUUCCGCCAACGGCGACACCCACAUUGGUGAGCUCCUCUCCAGCGCCAUGGAGAAGGUCGGCAAGGAGGGCGUCAUCACCGUCAAGGAGGGCAAGACCAUUGAGGACGAGCUUGAGGUCACCGAGGGUAUGAAGUUCGACCGUGGCUUCAUCUCCCCCUACUUCAUCACCGACACCAAGUCCCAGAAGGUCGAGUUCGAGAAGCCUCUGAUCCUCCUUUCCGAGAAGAAGAUUUCCGCUGUCCAGGACAUCGUCCCCGCCCUUGAGGCUUCCCAGCAGCUCCGCCGCCCUCUGGUCAUCAUUGCCGAGGACAUUGACGGCGAGGCUCUGGCCGUCUGCAUCCUGAACAAGCUCCGCGGCCAGCUCCAGGUUGCCGCCGUCAAGGCUCCCGGCUUCGGUGACAACCGCAAGUCCAUCCUUGGCGAUCUCGCUGUCCUUACCAACGGUACCGUCUUCACCGAUGAGCUUGACAUCAAGCUCGAGAAGGCUACCCCUGACAUGCUCGGCUCCACCGGCUCCAUCACCAUCACCAAGGAGGACACCGUCAUCCUCAACGGUGAGGGCACCAAGGACGCCAUCACUCAGCGUGCUGAGCAGAUCCGUGGCGUCAUGAACGACCCCACUACCUCCGACUACGAGAAGGAGAAGCUCCAGGAGCGUCUCGCCAAGCUCUCUGGCGGUGUCGCGGUCAUCAAGGUCGGCGGCUCCUCUGAGGUCGAGGUCGGUGAAAAGAAGGACCGCAUCGUCGAUGCUCUGAACGCCACCCGCGCUGCCGUUGAGGAGGGUAUCCUCCCCGGUGGUGGCACUGCUCUCCUCAAGGCUGCUGCCAACGCCCUCGGCAACGUCAAGGCUGCCAACUUCGACCAGCAGCUGGGCAUCAGCAUUGUCAAGAGCGCCAUCACCAAGCCCACCCGCUCGAUCGUCGAGAACGCCGGUGCUGAGGGCAGCGUUGUCGUCGGCAAGCUGAUGGACGAGUAUGGCUCUGACUUCAACAAGGGCUUCGACAGCGCCAAGGGCGAGUACGUCGACAUGAUCAAGGCCGGUAUCCUCGACCCCUUCAAGGUUACCAGGACCGCCCUUGUUGACGCUUCGGGCGUCGCUUCGCUCCUCGGCACGACCGAGGUCGCCAUCGUGGACGCACCCGAGGAGAAGGCUGCUGCUCCCAUGGGCGGCAUGCCCGGCGGUAUGGGUGGUAUGGGCGGCAUGGGCGGCGGCAUGUUCUAAGCUGCUGGGCCGCGUUGAGAAGACGAUCAAAAGCAAUCCUCCCCUGCUCCCUCCCUCCUCUAUACCCGCCAUUGCUUAUUACUUGGGCCUCUUGAAGCCGUGUUUUUACUAGCCACCCGUGCUACCUCUCCACUCCUGGGGUGGAUUUCUUGUUUAUUGGGCAUUGCGAGCGAGGAUCUGCCGGAAAAACCAAAAAGCUGUAUGAUAUUGUAGCUAUGUAUGUAGUAACUACGUAGCGAGACGACGCACAAAAAAGGAAAAAAGGAAAGAAGACGCUUGGUGUGUAGACAGUGAGAGUGACAGGUGUAGUGUUUUGUGACAUGGAGACCCAUGCUGCGCCGUGCCAGGUAUCCGUGAUGUCAUUUGGCAACAGGGGCAGCUGGUGGCAGUGUGUGAAGGUGGAAAUUGGGCGAUCAGCAAUCAGCAAUAAUAAUCUCGGCGAGAUGGGCG
Molecule: messenger RNA, 2618 nt
Organism: Aplosporella prunicola CBS 121167
Lineage: Eukaryota; Fungi; Ascomycota; Dothideomycetes; Botryosphaeriales; Aplosporellaceae
Exons: 3
Coding region: 414-2168 (584 amino acids)
Biological process (GO): protein refolding; apoptotic mitochondrial changes; protein import into mitochondrial intermembrane space
Cellular component (GO): mitochondrial matrix; mitochondrial inner membrane
Molecular function (GO): ATP binding; protein-folding chaperone binding; ATP-dependent protein folding chaperone
Source: RefSeq, a predicted model, not a curated record